CUGGUUGUUUGGAUACGAAAAUCAAUUAAACGCAUGGCCCAAUUCUAUAUGAUCUGCUAUGAAAGAAGCCCAAAGGUUUGUUACUGCCGCACAACUAUUAAAUGGCUGAAAGUACAAAUAUAGCCCCCCUUCGUUCAGUACAAUUUCUUGCUGGGAGAGUACGAGAACAACCCUGGACGCGUUGGUAGGUUAACAAAUCCCCAGCAAAAUAUCUAUCGUACCUGGCAUUCAAUCAGAUAAACAUCAUCAUAAAUCAUUACUGACUAUUUUUAAUUUUUUUCUUACUCCUACAGCAACAUUUUUGCACUAUGUCGCCAUUUUCUAGAUCAUUCCACAACUUUCCAUUGCAGUUUCCAAACCCAAUUCUUCCCCUUGAACCCCCAAUAUAAUAAACCCAGAAAUUUUUCGCCCAAGUUCAUCAUUCUAAUACUCUUUUAUCUUUUUAGCGUAAUCGUAAUCGUAUUCGUCGAAUUCACCCAACAAAAAACAGAGAGAUUUCUUCCACAAUGUCUUCAGAAACAGAGUCUUCUGAGCCAUCACUUUCUUCCCUGAUUGAGCGUCUGAUUAGCUCAAGAAACCGAGAUCUCGCCCUUCUUCUCCCUUUGAUGCUUGCCCUUUUGCACGACCGGGCCUCCGCCGCCGUCGCAAACCCAGAUGCGGAUUCCUCAACCCCAGUUCAAGAAUCCGGCGAAAACGAAGCCGACAACGACAACUCUCCUCCGCCUUCACUCGGGCCGAACGAUCGGAUCAUCCUGAUUAACCCAUUUACCCAGGGAAUGGUUGUGAUUGAAAACAGCAGCAGGGGUGACGGUAAUUCAGGCACUUCGACCUUGGAGUCUUUGUUGAGUGAUUUGUUUGGUAAGGAUGGUCAACCCCCUGCUUCGAAAGCUUCCAUGGAAGCCAUGCCUGUGGUGGAAAUCAAUGAGCACGAAGAAGGGGAAGAGUGCGUGAUAUGCUUGGAAGCCUGGAAAGUUGGGAAAGAGAUGCCGUGUAAGCAUAGGUUCCACGGGGAAUGCAUUGAGAAGUGGCUCAAAGUUCAUGGGACUUGCCCUGUUUGCAGGUACAAGAUGCCGGUUGAGGAGAACGCCGGAGGGAGUUCCAAAGAAGGUGAAAACCGAGAGAACAAUAGUGGAAGAGGGAGACAGAUUUGGUUUAGCUUUAGUUUUGGUGGAAACGGUAACCGUGGUAGGAGUAGCGAGGAUAGCGAUUUGGAUUGAUCAACUGAGUGAUUCCCCAGUUUCGUUCGUCUAUGGUGUUGUACUGUUCUUCCCCAAACAACACCAACAACUCUUGAUCAGGAAAUUUUAGGGUUAGAUUCUCAAAAUCGAAAUUUUUGGGGAAUUUUUUUUUUUUUCCCUCUUGGGGCUUUUCUGAAUGUAAAUACUAAAUAGUAGAGUUGGAAAUCAAAAGGGAAUUCCGUCUUAGAUUCUGGAAAUCAAAAGUUUUAGGGGGCAUUUUGUUUGUUUUGUUGGGAUUUCUCUUUCUUUAGGGGGUUUCUUCUGAAUGUAAAUACUGAGCAGCAGUUGAGUUGGCAAUCAAUGAGAAUUUCAUUCGUUGUCUGUGUCUUUUCUCCUUUUGCAGUAAUGAUGGUUUUGUUAGUGAUGAUUGUUAUUAGUCUCAAUGAUUUUGUCAUUUUGUCACCAUGAAAACCUUUUUGAUGAAAUGGCUG
Messenger RNA from Oldenlandia corymbosa var. corymbosa, 1669 nucleotides. NCBI's taxonomy places the organism in Eukaryota, Viridiplantae, Streptophyta, Magnoliopsida, Gentianales, Rubiaceae. The record is from the annotation of a GenBank genome assembly.